AUGAGACCGAAAUCACAAUAGACACAGAUGCUAGAUAAUCAUAGUAAUUUUGCAUCUUUAUUAUUCUCGAGAGCUUUAAUUCAAGUGAAUUAUCACGCCAACAUGAAAAGAGUGCCAAUAACAGUGUUUUGUCCUCAAUGUAAAUACAAGGGAACAACAGUUAUUAUACGUGAAGUUGGAGCAGCUACAAUAAUGGUCGGUUAUUUACUAUUCUUAUUAACGACAAUAUUUUGCUUUUGGAUCCCUUGCUGUGUAGAUGAAUGUCAAGAUGCUAUACAUUAGUGUCCACACUGUAAGGCCGAAGUAGGGAUAGGCCCUUAUUAAAUUCUUUGA
This is a messenger RNA of Paramecium tetraurelia, 333 nucleotides long. RefSeq lists its product as uncharacterized. The record is from RefSeq and is a predicted model, not a curated record. The transcript is spliced from 2 exons. NCBI's taxonomy places the organism in Eukaryota, Ciliophora, Oligohymenophorea, Peniculida, Parameciidae. Gene Ontology annotation, molecular function: zinc ion binding.